Guyanagaster necrorhizus is the source of this 1026-nucleotide messenger RNA. Its product is annotated as farnesyl-diphosphate synthase. The transcript is spliced from 5 exons. Gene Ontology annotation, molecular function: (2E,6E)-farnesyl diphosphate synthase activity; dimethylallyltranstransferase activity. Gene Ontology annotation, cellular component: cytoplasm. The coding region runs from base 1 to 1026 and encodes 341 amino acids. Gene Ontology annotation, biological process: trans, trans-farnesyl diphosphate biosynthetic process. Lineage: Eukaryota; Fungi; Basidiomycota; Agaricomycetes; Agaricales; Physalacriaceae. The record is from RefSeq and is a predicted model, not a curated record.
AUGUCUGUUUGUUCCAAGUUCGAGGUGGCAUGGGUCGUCAUUAAGCAAGAACUACUAGAUCAUUUCAAUGGCGAAGGCAUGCCUAAAGAUGCCGCAGAGUGGUAUGAAAGAAAUCUAGACUACAACGUUCUAGGAGGCAAACUCUACCGUGGAAUGUCGGUCGUCGAUACUGUCGAAAUACUCAAGGGGCGCGCUCUCACCAGUGACGAAUAUAUGAAAGCGGCCGUGCUGGGAUGGAGUGUCGAACUGCUUCAGGCAUGUUUCCUUGUCGCCGACGAUAUCAUGGAUAAUUCAAUCACGCGACAUGGCCAAUCCUGUUGGUAUCGCGUCCCUCAAGUUGGGCAUAUAGCUAUAAACGACUCGUUCAUGCUUGAGAGCGCGAUAUACUUUCUCCUCAAGAAGCACUUCCGAUCGGAAAGCUACUACGUUGAUUUACUCGAGCUCUUCCACGAGACCACCUAUCAGACUGAGAUGGGCCAGCUUAUUGAUCAGCUCACCGCUCCCGUGGAUAAGGUUGAUCUUAGCACGUUCUCCUCAAAGCGACACAGCCUCAUCGUGAUAUACAAGACUGCAUACUACUCUUUAUACCUCCCCGUCGCGCUUGCUAUGCACAUGUGCGGCGUUCCCGCAGCUUACACCAUCGACUCGGCUCACAUCCAACCCUACGGAACCGCCAAAUCCAUUCUGAUCCCUCUUGGCGAGUACUUCCAGAUCCAGGACGACUUCCUUGACUUUUCCGGGUCCCCGGAACAGAUUGGGAAGGUCGGCACGGAUAUCUUGGAUAACAAGUGCUCAUGGUGUAUCAACACGGCUUUGGAGUUAGCGUCUUCGAAGCAGAGGAUGGUGCUUGAUGAGAAUUAUGGUCGGAAGGAUUCUGCAGCCGAGGGAAGGGUGAAGGUGGUGUUUGAAGAGGUCGGACUGAGGGAGAUAUACAGAGUCUAUGAGGAGGGCGUCUACGCGGAGAAGACAUUGAAGAGAGAGGUGUUCCGGAGUUUCCUGAACAAGGUCUACAAGAGAGAGAAGUAG